Molecule: messenger RNA, 264 nt
Organism: Funneliformis geosporum
Lineage: Eukaryota; Fungi; Glomeromycota; Glomeromycetes; Glomerales; Glomeraceae
Source: the annotation of a GenBank genome assembly
AUGGAAACAAUUAUUGAGGGAUCAGAGUCAGAAAGCUCAAGCUCAAGCUCAGGAUCAAAUGAUUUGGGAAGAUCAAAUCAGUCGGAUAUGUCGACAUCUUCACAAAGUUUAGAUGGUUUAGGGAGAUCAAGUGAAAAUUCAAAUAAGUCAGACCUUAUUAUUAAUUGUCCUUUAUGCAAUAAUGCCUUUGAUAAUUAUUAUAGUUUUAUGUUACAUUAUGAAGCUAAACAUGUACACUUAGUUCGGCGAAUUAGGAAUCAAUAG